CUUGUGUGUAGUUCCGUCGUCGUCUUUCGAUCGCGGUGCGGUGCGGUACGAUUCUUUUUUCGUCGGAAACAGCUCUUCUAGAGUGUAUUUUUUUGUGGUGCGUGGAAAAGCAGAAAGUUUAAAUCACCUUUUGGGGGAAAUCUCGCAUACGGUUUCCUGGAAAACAUAGGCACCGAGUACGAGCGCGCGCGAGUGCGUAAGGUGGAAGAAAAUCCAGCCGCGAAUUACGUCGCGAUUUGCGUUUUCUCGGGCGGUGGGAAAAUCUCGGUGUGCAUCAGAAAGGUGCAGCAACCAGCCAGCAGUGUGUGGGGUGAAAAAGAAGAAAAAAUACUGUGUGACGAGAGUGACGGACGACCGACCUCCGCCCCUCACUAUCCAGGCAGCGGUAAGAUCCGUGCGUUGCGUCGUCGUCGUCGUCCGGUUGAUCGGGAAGAAUCGAAUUUCCGAAGGUUUUUAUUUUGGGGUGCGCCGGUGUGUUGUUUGGCCCUGAACACCGUGAACGGGACAGGGCUGGCUUCUUCCGGGGGGUGGUCCGGAGGUGAAGAGAUUAGUGCUGUUGGAAGAAAGCCGGAAGUGUGCAUGUGAAUAUUUUUAGACAUACUGCAAGGUCAUCCAGUUGGUGCGGUUCUAGAAGUAACCAUCGCUGACGUCGUCGCUCGAAGUCGCCACCGCAGGAGCAGAAGCUUCCAAGAUUGGCCACCCAGAAAUACAACAACAACAUCCCCACCCGAGUUCAACCGAGUCCAGUCAGCCUAGAAGCUGCCAACUUGCAAGAUUGAUCGCACAGUAGCACCCCGACGAAUCCCACUUGGUUGGGGUGGCAACUACACGGAGGAGGAGGAUACGUUAGAUUAAUUGACUAGUAGCAGCAGUAGUAGUGGUAGCGAGGAGCCAGUAGUCGUUGGUUUCGGACACGUAUACGCAAAACUUCCCGCGGAGAUGUCGCUGUGGGCUCGCGUCAACCAGCUGCCACAGCCCGUCCUCGAGCAGAUCCGGUACAUCUAUGGCAACAGUUUUCCCAUCGAGGUGCGGCAUUACCUGGCGGAAUGGAUCGAGGACCGAUUGUUAAACGUCCCUGUCUACCAGCAUGAACAGGACAGCGCCUACGAACAGGAGGCCGCCACCUUCCUCAAUCAGCUAAUCAACGAACUCGAGCGGACGGCCAUCAACCUGCCAGAGGACAACGUCACCGGUCGGAUCCGCCUGAACGAAUCAGCUCGCAACUUCCGGCAGCUGUUUUCGCACAAUCCCGUCCAACUGUACUCACAUCUGAUCAACUGCCUGCAGCGGGAACGGCAGUGCAUAGCCUACCCGGAGGAAUGCGUCAACGUGCAGGAUCCGGAAAUCGCCGAAGUCAUCAACGGGCUCCAGCAGCUGCAGAUGCUGGUACGGGCCAACGAGAAUGAUAACCGAAACUUGGUGAAAGACUACGAGCACCUGCUCCUAGAGAUCCACGAAAUCACCAAGAACAAAGCACAGAUGGAGGGCAUCGAUAACGCUCAGCUGCGGGAACACGCCCGAGCAGCCCUGGCCCAGCAGGAACGGAACGUAAACGAAACAGUCACCCUCAUCACCGGAAAACGUCUGAACUUGGUCGACAACUUCCGCAAAACCAUCCAGCUGACUUCACAAGUGCAGGAAAAAGUCCUACACAAGUACCUGACACAGUGGAAGAUCAACCAGGGCUUCGCCGGCAACGGAGCGUCCGGCAUGAGCGCCAGCAAUCUGGACACCAUCCAGGCGUGGUGCGAGAACCUAGCCGAAAUCAUCUGGAACACCAAGGACCAGAUCCGGCUGGCGAUGAAAAACAAAUCCAAGCUCAACAUCGAGGAACCCAACUUGCCCGACUUCCUGCCCCAGUCGCUCGUCGAAGUGACCAAUCUGCUGAAGUCCCUCAUCACGACGACCUUCAUCAUCGAGAAGCAGCCACCGCAGGUGAUGAAGACCAACACCCGGUUCGCGGCAACCGUCCGACUGCUGAUCGGCAACACGCUCAACAUCCGCAUGAGCAACCCCUUGGUUCGGGUUUCGAUCAUUUCAGAAGCACAAGCACAGGCCACGCAGCAGUCCAACAAAGCGUCGGAGCAGUCGUGCGGAGAGAUCAUGAAUAAUACAGGAAACCUAGAGUACAACGAAACCACCAAGCAGUUGUCGGUUAGUUUUAGAAAUAUGCAACUGAAGAAAAUCAAGCGAGCGGAAAAGAAGGGCACCGAGAGCGUGAUGGAUGAGAAGUUUGCCCUGCUGUUCCAGUCCAGCUUCGCCGUCGGACAUGGCGAUUUGGUGUUUUCGGUCUGGACGAUCUCACUCCCGGUGGUCGUGAUUGUGCACGGCAACCAGGAGCCCCAGUCGUGGGCCACCAUCACCUGGGACAACGCCUUUGCCGACAUCAACCGAGUGCCAUUUCACGUGCCGGACAAGGUGUCCUGGAACCUGCUGGCCGAGGCCCUGAACACGAAGUUCCGUGCCUCGACCGGCCGCUCCAUGACGCCGGAGAACAUGCACUUCCUGUGCGAGAAAGCGUUCCGCGCCAGCCUGCAGUACCCGGUUUCGAACGACCUGACCAUCACGUGGUCCCAGUUCUGCAAGGAACCCCUUCCCGACCGGACGUUCACCUUCUGGGAGUGGUUCUACGCUGCGAUGAAGGUCACCCGGGAGCACCUGCGUGGCCCGUGGAACGACGGCAGCAUCGUCGGGUUCAUCCACAAAUCGAAAGCCGAAGACUACCUGCUCAAAUGCCCCCGCGGAACCUUCCUGCUGCGAUUCUCCGACAGUGAACUGGGUGGCAUCACAAUCGCCUGGGUCAACGAGAGCAACGACGGCCAGCCGCAGAUCCUGCACAUCCAGCCAUUCACGGCCAAGGACUUUGCCACCCGGUCCCUGUCGGACCGGAUCCGCGACUUUGAGGACCUGUUCUACCUGUAUCCGAACAAGCCGAAGAACGAGGCGUUCGAUCGGUACACGACACCGCCCGGACAGCCCCGCAACCGGAACUACAUCCCGUCGGAGGUGCGGGCCGUCCUCAUGCCGAGCAACAACAACCCGAUCAGCUAUCCGAACACACCGAACUCGUACGGGCAUCUGCAGUCGCCGGAUGCGUCGCGCGAUACUCCCACGAGCGGCAGUUACAAUCUGGAGAACGACCAGGUCGUCAAUCACCUGCCGUACCAACCGUUGGCCGACCUGGAGCUGGAAAACAUCGACAUGUUUGCGUCGUCGUACACCUAGAGCGUGGCGUGAGACGAGAGAAGUUGGCUGUUGGUGCACCACGCGCACAAACACAAGCACUUCACCCACACAAAAACACAUUGGACUCAAACACAUACACACAAAUGCGGCAUCGGAUGGAGUUGUGUGGUCCGACAAAAAGAAAACAAUGUGCGAUAACGAUAAUCAAAAUCCCCCCAAAUUUUAGUGUCUUAAGAGUGAUGAAAGUUGCUAGAUUUUAAGUUUUUACUUGAACGAUUUUCUGUUUUUCUGUCGUGAGUGCAAGUGUGUUUCUCUGUAUCAUGAAGUUGAUUAUCUUUUUUAUAUUUUUAUACUUCUACUUACUAUUCAUAUAUGUGUAUAGAUUUUAUGUCUCUGUCCCGCUACCCUCCAGGAAUGUAAUAUUAAGUUUGAGAAUGAGAAUGAUUCAAGUCAAUUUACGAAGAUAAGUUGCAUGCUAUUGUUUCAAUUACCAAGAAUUGCCUUAUCCUGUGGUAGUAGAGCCCAACAAAUUAUAUCGUUUAAGUUGUAGGACGAAAUGACGAACGGUUUAGUUUAGUUUUUUUAGAAGCGAUAAUCAAAAUUUGCAUUUCUCGUGUAUGUAUUGAAGUUGAUUUAAGUAUAUGUUAACGCAGUCAGAGAACACAUCCUGAGAAUAGGAAGCAAAGUGGAAUGUGAAAACAUUUAUUGGACGAAACAUAAGCUUUUAAUAACCUGAGAGAUGAAUAUAAUGGAAAAUCCAACUGAGAAAACCCUUUUCACUACCCUGUGGUUAAAGAGAAUAACAAAUGGAAAAUUAGUGUUGUGAUUGUUCUUCUUUUUGUGAUAGAGAAGUGUAUAAGUCAACCGAACAAAGAAGAAAAAUGGAAGGUGUUAUUUUACGGAAAAGUUUCCAAACCUUAAGAUAGAAAAAUUAGUCUGCAAGAGAAUUAAGCACCUUUAGCUUGUAAGACAGUAGAUAAUAAGGUGACACAUAUGAAUAAAAAUAAACAAAAAUAUAAAAACCGAGAAGCGAAGUGGAAAGGCAAAUGUGGCCGACAGGAAAUCAAACGGUUUCGUAGUUUUGAUUCUUAUAGGAAACAAAACUAAAAAAAAAAUGACAGGAUAUGAUGAUGAGCUUUAGGGGAUACGAUCUACUAAUGGAAAAUUGCAGACAGGGGAUUUAUUAAAAAGAAUUUAAAAGAAUACAUCUAACGGACACUGUUUGUUCCAUCAUUCUCGAAACAGCAUACAACGAAUUAAAUACAAGUUAUUGUAGGGUAAAAUUAACAGCGCAGUUGAAAACAAAACAUCUGCAAGCAAGCAAAACAUGUCAAUAUUAGGAGCCAAAGCUCGUCGUUUGGCAGCUGGAAAUUGUCAAAUUUUUUAUCAGUGUAAUACUUUUCAGCUACUGAAAAAAUGGUGCAAUUCAAAGUAAAAUUUCAUAAAAAAGUUUUUUUUUUUUGUUUUGUUUUGGAAAAGUUGAAACUUUAUUUUCGGCUGGCAUUUUGUCUGUUCUGUACAUCUAUGGGCUUGGAUUUCUUUUACACGCUAAGGUCAGUUUACCUAUUUUUCUAAAAUAUGGGUAAAUUUUACUUAAAUUUGCGUAAAAUUUACGCAAAUAUGGGUGAAUAAAACUCAUAUUUUGCAAAAGUGCACAUUCGCAUUUAUGGAUAAUAUUUACCCAUAUUUGGGUUACAAUUAGAUACACAUUACCCAUAUUUGAGUCUUAUUUACCUAUAUUUGAGUAUCAUUUACGCAUAUUUGCGAUUGUGCACUUUUUGGAAAAAAGGUAAACUGACCUUAGCGUGUAGAGUGCAUAUCGGUUCACAUCUUAUCACUACGAACUGCAAAUGACUGCACUGGAGCAAAAGUGUACCUUUAUUUGAGAUGAAUAGCCAUUCAAAGUUUUCUUAUGAAGCUGAUUUAAAAUCGAACUGCAUUGGAAAACAAAGUCCUACCUUAUAUUCCGUAUGUGUCUUACUGUAGCAGAAAUGUUUCUCGUUGAGAUUUAAGCGAUUGUCUUUAAAAAGUAUUCUUCGUAGAAUUAUUAUAUAGCUAAAGCAUUGUAUUGUCGUUAAAGUACGUUCACAGUAAGAGUAUGCUGAAAUAAAACAUUUAUAUACCGAAGGAAAGCCAUUCUCUGCGAUUACAUUUCUAUCAACGGCGAGUGAGAUAAAUGUUCUAUUUGUAGCACACAAACAAAAAAUCACGAAUUUCAACUAUUCCAAGAAUAGUGCCAUAAGCGAGAGGGAAGAAACCACCACACUACUAGGAUCAUCUAGCAUUUAGGCUAAUAUGUAACUGCUUCUUUCAUCCCCCUCUCUCCUGCACGUAUAAGAUGAUAUCUUAGUUUAAAUAUAUUUUAAUGAUUAUAUUCAUCGUUCGAAUCAAUGUGCAUUAUCAAUUUACAUUACUGGACGCAAAAAAAACAACCAGUUGAGACGAAAAAAAAACAGAUGGUUCUAAUUUUUAUAUUCUUACCAGAUUCGGGACAAGUAGUUAGGCCAAAAAAAGUAAAGCAAAGAAACGGUGCGCAAGAAUGGUUUGAGAAGAAAAGAUUUUUACACCACAGGAGGAUUAUUUUGAUUAGAUCAAACCUUGAUAGUUCAGUAGUAGAGUCAAAAGAAACAUAGCAGAUGAAGGAUAUUUACUCGUGACGUUUUUCAUACCCCCAGACACACAUAUGGAUAAAAAGCACUGUUGUAAACGCAAACUCAUCGGUUUCAGCGCGAGGAAAUAAUCUAGAAAUGCUUAAAGAAAACAAAUGUUAAAUAUACGAAAAAGCUCUGUAGUGCAGAGCAUCCGAUCUUCAUGAUUACAAACCAUUUCAAAGAAUUAAAAGAAAAUGUUGGUACUUAGACCACAGAAAACGUUUGACUUAAAUUAUAUAUUAUACAUAUACACAUACAAUUGAAGAUAGACGAAAGAGAACUAUGAAAAAGGUGUCAAUUUAAACGAUAAACUGGAAUGAAAAAAUCAAGUUUCUAUUUCGAUUGUGAGAAGUAUACGUUUGGCGCCUCUCGGCACGCAAAGAACCUAUAAAAGAAAUUUGUAUACCUGAUCACAAGACGAUAAAUGCAAGUUUUAUCAUUAUUCUACACACACAAACUGUUUACACAUAUACCCACGGAGAAAUAUUAAAAGAUAACUAUAAUGAAUGAAACAGAUGCAUCCCCACAUACACACAGAAUUCACAGUAGCAGAGAACAGAAUCGAUAUUUACAGCGUAGUUUGCUAUGAGCAACCAAGCAAGGCUGCAUGAUACUUACACAUGUAAAACGUGCAAACCUAGAUGAUGAAACGGAACAGUUGUAAAGAUAAUACGUCCAAAGAAACUUCCUCAGAAGGAAGCCACAAUGAUAGUAAACUUACACAAACACAUCCAAAUAUCCACUUAGAUACACGAACACCCAAAAAAGAAUAACGAACAAACACUAGCACACAAACACACAACCACACUCACACAAGAAUGCCUUUCGAGAGCCCAUUGAAACCCUGAAUGGAGGAGUGUUUCUGCAACUCUGUACACUCCAAUAUCCUCCCCAAAUACACCUGGAAGAAAACCACUCACAAACACACAUUACUGAAAAAACAGAGUUUUUUUUUUUUUGAAUCACGGCAAACCAUUGCGACGCAAACGGCGCGCAAACAACACAGGAUCCUUUUUCGCGUUGAUCGGCGGUCGAUGGACACGCGACGGACGGUGAGAAGGUUGUUAGCCGCAGAAGAAAACAAACAAAACAAAAAAAUACGGAAGGAUAAAUUUAAUUAAGCAUUGCAGAACCGAUGUGAAAACCAAGAAGAAAACAAUGUAAGAAUAAAUGUAUUGUGCUUAUUACAUAAUGAAGAAAAACUUGAAACAAA
Messenger RNA from Aedes albopictus (Asian tiger mosquito), 7050 nucleotides. RefSeq names its product signal transducer and transcription activator (gene Stat92E). The record is from RefSeq and is a predicted model, not a curated record. NCBI's taxonomy places the organism in Eukaryota, Metazoa, Arthropoda, Insecta, Diptera, Culicidae. Bases 940 to 3225 code for a protein of 761 amino acids. The transcript has 9 exons. Gene Ontology annotation, molecular function: DNA-binding transcription factor activity, RNA polymerase II-specific; RNA polymerase II cis-regulatory region sequence-specific DNA binding. Gene Ontology annotation, biological process: regulation of transcription by RNA polymerase II; regulation of cell population proliferation; cell surface receptor signaling pathway via JAK-STAT.